Molecule: messenger RNA, 1908 nt
Organism: Neopsephotus bourkii (Bourke's parrot)
Lineage: Eukaryota; Metazoa; Chordata; Aves; Psittaciformes; Psittacidae
Gene: SMIM19
Product: small integral membrane protein 19
Exons: 3
Coding region: 50-388 (112 amino acids)
Source: RefSeq, a predicted model, not a curated record
UCACUUCCCGCCGCCGCGGCGCGCCCGCCCCUAACGGCCGGUGUACCCCAUGGCGGUGGCGGCCGCCGGGGCAGGCGGCGGGUCGGCUGCGCUGGGCGAUAGCGACAGCAUCGACUACUCGGUGCACGAAGCGUGGAACGAGGCCACCAACGUCUACCUGCUGGUGGUGCUGGCCAGCCUCGCACUCCUCGUCUACGCGCGACGGAACAAGAGGAGGAUCAUGCGCAUCUUCACCCUGCCCCCAGCCGCCGAGACGCCGCCCGAGCCCAACUUCUACGACAGCAUGAAGAAGAUACGGCUGCGGCAACAGCUGGAGAUGUACUCCAUCGAUACAGGUGUCAUGAUGAGGAGCUUCUCAGAAACAGAAGUGGAUGAUGAGUGGAGAUGAAGAAAUCAUACAUUUAAGAAGUUGGCUCAAGUUUCCGUUACAGGCAUGGAAAGUUUCUGAGACCAAGCCAUGUGAGAAGAACAUGAGUAAAGAAGAGGGAGAUGUAGACCCAGACUUUCUAGAAGGGAUUGCAGGAUUUGAGAGGACGCUGCACAAACAUCACAUAGUUUGCUUGCUUAUUGAUUUACCUGUGCCCCUGGAUUGUAACACUUUGUUUGCAUAUCUGUUUGGAAGUUGAAAAAUCCCCUCAUAUCUGUGUCUUUAAUAUAAUCAUGGCUUCAAGAUUGUUUUAGGAAGAGCAGAACACUGCUGUAGUUUUGAUUUGUGGAUUAGAUAGCUGCUGCUUUGUACUUGAAAUUGAUUUUGUUUUUUUGUAGAAGUGUGCACUGAAUAUGGAGAAGGUCAGACCAUGACCAUUAUGAAACAGGAAAUAAGGCUUUUGCUUGCAUUUAAUAAACAGCUUUUGCAUACAAAGUGUAACAGGUGCAUAGGUAAAAGAAACAAAAGGUAGUGUUAGUCCUCUAAUUUGAGUAAUGCUGUCCUGAGAUACCAGAAUCAAAUAUUCAUCAGUUCAAUCUUUUUUAUUUGACUGUUGGUCACAAUAAUACUCUAUGUAGAUAGGUAAGAUUUCUUGGCAGGGCUGCGGAGCUUUAAGUGCACAUUACUUAGUAUUGAGUUAGGGGAGAGCUUUUCAGAAAGGUAGAAGUUUUUUAACAUCUUGGCUGUUACAUGAAAUAUUAUAAGGAAACACUAGCUAUGCUAGUCCAGCAACUUACAAUGCUGGAAUAUCGUAACAUGAAUAGACUUAAUUGUAGUAAGUCUCUGAUAUGGAGGUACUAAGACUUCGACAUAUAUGUAUUUAAGAUAUUUAAAAUGAAAUAUAAUGUCCUGUAUUGGACAGUGUUGCUGGUAGAGCAAAGAGCAUCUUUAUUUUUCUUAUGAACUCUUAUCUUGUGCUUUAUCCUUUAAUAAAAGGCUAUGGGUAUUUUUUUAUGCUGACUGAGUAUUUGGCCUUUAAGAGUAUAUAAUUAGGUAGAAGAAUAAAUGCAGUUGUUAAAGAACUGUUUUUCUAAUGAAAAUAGUUUGAAAUCAUAUAAUUUUAGUUUCUUCCGAAUAGAUGUGAUUAGUGUGUUGGAAAUAGUUUUAUAGUGGAUAUAAAGGGAACAGUUGAGAGACAGUGGCUGAGAAUGUGUCCAGCUAUUUUUGUAGCUAACGGUUAUAUUUUUUCAUUCUCUUUACUUAGAUAUUUCCAUACAAUGGAACAGCCAAAUUAGAACUGGAUUAAAAGAACUAUUUGCACUUAGUAAUAUAUAUAUUUCAAAAUAGGUUUUAUUGUACAAAUUGAUGAGUAAAUCACAAUGACUGAGAAAAUUCUAGCCUAUAUUAUUACUUUGAUAAAAGUUUGAAUAUGGGAUAGUGUUGUCUGUAUCAUAUAAAAAUGUUUGAAUGGAUUUUUAGCUGCUGAAACUGAAAUCAAUAAACUUUAGUUACUGUUGUUGACUGGAACAAGUAAAUCUGCA